Molecule: messenger RNA, 702 nt
Organism: Esox lucius (northern pike)
Lineage: Eukaryota; Metazoa; Chordata; Actinopteri; Esociformes; Esocidae
Product: cytochrome c oxidase protein 20 homolog
Biological process (GO): mitochondrial respiratory chain complex IV assembly
Cellular component (GO): mitochondrial inner membrane; mitochondrion
Source: RefSeq, marked provisional
AUCCAACGGGUUUCUGAUGCGCAUGCUUGGUGUACAAUGCGAUUACGAAAGUAAAUACAGGCAACGUUCGAAGGCAUUUCUUCAUAAAACUCGACAUCCAACGAAAGAAUGGUCGAAGAAGAGCAGAGUAACAAAAAGAAGGGUUUCAAGUUGCUGGGGAUUCUGGACGUGCAGAAUACACCUUGUGCCAGAGAAGCACUUCUACAUGGUUCUGUGGGAUCCCUAGCUGCUGGUCUUCUGCACUUUUUAGCCACAAGUCGAGUAAAGAGGUCUUUUGAUGUAGGUUUUGCGGGAUUCAUGCUUUCAACUCUGGGAUCAUGGUUUUACUGUAGAAUUAGUAACGCCCAGCUCCGUAGGCAGCAAGUAUUGAUCCAGGAUGGCAUCAAGAACAAGCUGUUGUAUGAAGGCACCCGUGUGGACACUGUCAGUAAACCAAAAGACCAGGAGCCUUGCUCUUCAUGUCCUUGACUGGGUUUCAUGAUAUAGUCUUCAAGUCAUUGCUUCUUCCAUAUACUGUAUUUUUUUAAAUAUUUAUUGUUGUGUUGGAUCAUGUUGUGGGACAUGGUCUGCUGGAGGAAUUAUUGUUAUUAAUCUAUUAUUGAAUUAAUGUCAAAUAAUCUAUAUUAUUUUUGUCUGCAAUGCUGGUUCUGUUUGUAAUGAUUUCUAAUAUGAUUGUGCAAUCUGAAUAAAUAUUCACGUACU